Molecule: messenger RNA, 1106 nt
Organism: Austrofundulus limnaeus
Lineage: Eukaryota; Metazoa; Chordata; Actinopteri; Cyprinodontiformes; Rivulidae
Product: GDNF family receptor alpha-4
Biological process (GO): nervous system development
Cellular component (GO): signaling receptor complex; external side of plasma membrane
Molecular function (GO): signaling receptor activity
Source: RefSeq, a predicted model, not a curated record
GUGUGCUGCCCUCCCCAGCUCAGCUCUUCCCCUUCCCUCCCCCAGCCACUGAUUGUGUUGAAGCCCAUAGUGUGUGCUCCACCGACCCGCAGUGCGAGGCGCUGUACCAUGGCCUGGAGAGGUGUGCGGAUGAGGCAGAGGUCUCCCCGCUGGGGGAACAAGUGGCCUCUGAGUGCCUGGACCGACAGGAUGUCCUGCUGACCAAACACCCCUCGCUGCUMUCCUGCAAGUGCCAGCGUGGCUUCCGCAAGGAGGAGCGAUGUCUGCGMAUCUACUGGAGGGUCCGUCUGCUGCCAGGGAAGGAGGAGCUGGAGGUUUCUCCUUACGACCAUUCAUUAAUAGAUACUGGAAUGGCCUCACUGGUGGCAGCCUCGUCCUUCAUGCUGAUGGACGGGGAGAACCAGUGUCUGAAGGCAGCGCAGGACUGUGGUCUGUAUGAGAAGUGUGGCUCUCUGCGCUCCGAGUACGUCCUGGCCUGCACCAAACCCGUGUCCGGGACCAACCGAUGCAACCAGUACAAGUGCCACCGGGCUCUCAGGCGCUUCCUGGAGCGGGUACCUGAAGAGUACAGCCUGGGGGUCCUGUUCUGCCCCUGCACCAACCCCUUGUGUGGUGAGAGGAGGAGGAAGACCAUCGUGCCGUCCUGCUCCUACCAGGACAUGGAGGGUCUGCAGCCGAACUGCCUCCAUCAGCAGAGCUUCUGCCGCCGAGACGACCUGUGCAGGUCCAGACUUGCUGAUUUCCUCAGUAACUGUCAGCCUUCUCAUCAGACGGCAAGCGGAUGUUUGAAAGACUCAACAGGUCUUUGCCUGCGAGCCUACGCUGGACUCAUAGGAACCAUCAUGACACCAAACUACAUCAGCAACAGUUCAGCCGAMGUGUCGCUGUGGUGCAACUGUGAAGGAAGUGGCAACCAGUGGCAGGACUGUCUGAGACUGCAGCGCCUCUUCACCCACAACAGCUGCCUGCGUAACUCCAUCAGCUGGAUGGGAAGUCCCAGUUCUCUGCCCUCAGAGACCACCCAGCCCCCCGCUCCCAGACCCUCUCCUCUYGUUCAGGAGGACGAGCUGCUGAGCAGCAACCACCUUCCUGAACUCAACAAUGAU